AUCAGGUGAAAAGUAAAGCCGUGCAAGCUCGCGGUUUGAAUUUGAGCGCCCAUUUUAGAAGUGCUUGUUUCCUAAUAGGUCCGGUCAAUGCCUUUACAGCGCUUUGCUUCGGUUUGUUCGAAAAGUAGUCUACGGCAGUCUGUUGGUGUUUAUUUUGUGUUUGAAAGAUAACGAAUAGUGAGUGAUAAUGUCUGGUCGCGGAAAAGGAGGAAAGGGUCUUGGCAAAGGUGGUGCUAAGCGCCAUCGUAAAGUUCUUCGUGACAAUAUCCAGGGUAUAACAAAGCCUGCCAUUCGGCGCUUAGCUCGUCGAGGUGGAGUAAAAAGAAUUUCUGGCCUGAUAUACGAAGAAACUCGCGGAGUGCUUAAGGUUUUUCUGGAGAAUGUGAUUCGAGAUGCCGUUACUUACACAGAACACGCAAAAAGGAAAACCGUCACUGCUAUGGAUGUCGUCUAUGCGUUAAAACGGCAAGGUCGGACCCUGUACGGUUUUGGGGGUUAAGAUAUGAGCUAGUUAAUGUAUAGAAAUCAAUGGCUCUUUUAAGAGCCACU
Molecule: messenger RNA, 549 nt
Organism: Erpetoichthys calabaricus (reedfish)
Lineage: Eukaryota; Metazoa; Chordata; Cladistia; Polypteriformes; Polypteridae
Product: histone H4
Exons: 1
Coding region: 188-499 (103 amino acids)
Biological process (GO): nucleosome assembly
Cellular component (GO): nucleosome
Molecular function (GO): structural constituent of chromatin; DNA binding; protein heterodimerization activity
Source: RefSeq, a predicted model, not a curated record